AUACAAGAUAUAUAAUUUUUUUUAUUUUCAUAAUUUACAUCUUGAUAUUUCAGAUAAAAAAGAAUCUUUUUACGCUUGAGUCCUUAAACAUUAAACCAGAAUGGCAGCUCGUGAAACAGUUGUGGAACCCCUUCCUCCUCCUUUAAUAUCACAGGAGGAACUUCUAGAAAUAGGAAAGGGUAUGGAGGUGUGCCUGGUGAAGGUUCCAAAAAGUUUAGAUAUCAACAAGGUUUUCAACAUAGACAUUUCUAACAG
Eurytemora carolleeae is the source of this 255-nucleotide messenger RNA. RefSeq lists its product as uncharacterized. NCBI's taxonomy places the organism in Eukaryota, Metazoa, Arthropoda, Copepoda, Calanoida, Temoridae. The record is from RefSeq and is a predicted model, not a curated record.